AUGGCGCCGACAUCUUCCUCCGUCGCGUCGACAGGCAGCUCUGCCUUGAACCUCAUCAAGAGAUAUUACUACUACUGCGACGGAUACAGCUACUCGUACCGAUGCAGCAGCAGAUGGUACGACUGGGGCCGCUGGGUAGUUCUCGGAGGAGUCAUCUUCAUCGUCCUCCUCGUCCUACUGACUUGCGCCUGCACCGCUCGUCGCCGUCGCCGCCGCGGCGCUCAGCCCAUGUACGGAACAGGCUGGAUGGCCCCCGUCGGCAAGCACGACCAGAACCAGCAGCACCAGAUGAACAACUACAACCAGGGAUACCAGCCCGAGUACAACCAGAACCAGGGCUACAACCAGCCGCAGGGCUACUACAACACGCCUCCCCCCUACGGCCAGCAGCAGGUGCCGCAGAGCACGGGCACCACGUUCAACCCCAAUGACGGAUACUACGGCAAUGCGCAGUACGGCGUCCAGCCGCCUGCGCAGGCGUACCAGCGCGAUGGGGGGUAUGCUCCUCCUGCGGGACCGCCUCCCGGGAAGUAA
Molecule: messenger RNA, 534 nt
Organism: Pochonia chlamydosporia 170
Lineage: Eukaryota; Fungi; Ascomycota; Sordariomycetes; Hypocreales; Clavicipitaceae
Product: Chitin synthesis regulation, Congo red resistance, RCR protein
Exons: 2
Coding region: 1-534 (177 amino acids)
Biological process (GO): vesicle-mediated transport
Cellular component (GO): intracellular membrane-bounded organelle
Source: RefSeq, a predicted model, not a curated record